Molecule: messenger RNA, 1223 nt
Organism: Bolinopsis microptera
Lineage: Eukaryota; Metazoa; Ctenophora; Tentaculata; Lobata; Bolinopsidae
Product: putative carbonic anhydrase 3
Exons: 1
Coding region: 42-1028 (328 amino acids)
Biological process (GO): one-carbon metabolic process
Cellular component (GO): plasma membrane
Molecular function (GO): carbonate dehydratase activity; zinc ion binding
Source: RefSeq, a predicted model, not a curated record
UGGCAUCGAACGUACCUUCUUGGCUACUUCUCCUGACUGCCAUGUCCCUUAUCAGUAUUACAAUCGGCGAUCAGACCCAGUACAGUUACUUUGAUCAAAGUAGCUGGCCAGAGCUUUGUCAGUCAGGUGAACAGCAGUCUCCAAUAGACAUUGACCUGAUUGAGGAUACAGUUCUCCACAGUAGCUCCCUUCCUGACCUGGGAGAGGUACAGCUAACUUACACUAACAGCAGCUCUAUUAAAUAUGGAGUAAAAGAUGGCCCCUUGGUCGUCAUGCCUGAAGACUGGCCGGUGGGUCACACAGAUGGUCUCCAGCUGCUUCAGAUUCAUUUUCACUGGGGAAGCAACAGCAGCAACGGGGCUGAACACCAUCUCUACGGCAAACAGUUCCAGGGUGAGAUGCACCUUGUUACCCGGAACUUGGACCAGCUCGACCCCUUAUCAGACGAUUUUUACGCUGUAUUCGGAGUUUUCCUUGAGGAGGAUUCGAGUCAGGUCGGUUCAGAGAAAAACGAGGUCAUUAAAAAUCUGGUGAGCGGAGGUGUCAUCAACAACGAAGUGACAGUGCCCCUGUCGCAACUCUUCUCCACGGAGACAACAAGUGUUUACACUUACGAGGGAAGUUUAACAACGCCAGGAUGUGCUGAGCACGUCUUCUGGAUGGUUCUUGAGGAACCCAUUAAACUGACACCAGGAGUAAUGGGCACAAUGAGGCAACAUCAUAAUGUUAACCGAACAUUCAGGAACACCCAACCUCUCAACGGUCGGCCAAUCACCCACCGAGUUUUGGGAGAACAGCUCACUAGCGCUCCUCUGGACAACUUGGAGUUGGCAGAAGGUGAAGAACCAGUAGUGGAAGAAGAACCAGUAGUGGAAGAAGAACCGGCAGAUUCCAACGAGGGUGGCGAAGAAGUUGAAAAGAAGAAUGAAGAGGUGAACGAAGAGGAAAGUGAACCUAACUCAAGCAACAUUGUCUCUGUUGAGAUGGUUUUUCUGGUUUUGUCAAUUUGUGAAUUGCUCUUUCUUUAAGCAGGAAAGUAUUAAAUUGUAAAUGUAGCUCUGUGAGACGAUCGAAGAAUGGGAUUUUGUAAUUUGGUAUGUUUUUGUUCAUUAACAUUUUAAAACUUUAUGAAUAUGAGUGGGAAUCAAAUUUUUCAUUAUUUUAUGGUUUUAUUGUAAGUUGUACUCGUGAGAGCUUAAAUUAAAGUAAAAAGAUGUUUAAUA